AAACACCUCUCCUUCAAGUUAGCACCGACCCAAACAAGCAGGAAACAGGAAAUGUUCAGGUUUCAGGGAGGCUGAAGCCCAGCGCAGCAUCAUGACCGGGCGGCGGCGAGCGGACAGGAAGGCUCCCGGGGCUGCCCUCGCCUUUGCCCUGGCGAUCGCGCUCCUUCCCACCGGCCAGGCUCAGGAAAACACCACGAGAGGCCUGGAGACAGCAGAUGAAGACCCAGGGGUCCAUUCCAAUUUUUUUGAGGAAAUAGAACAGUCAGCAGAUAUGUCCCUGGAAGAGGAAAGAAGACAUGAAGAUUUUAAUAUACAAAAUACAUUUGAUACAGUGACCACAGGAGCACUCACUGCAAAUUCAAGUUUCAGCGACUUUGACGAGGAUGAGAAUCAGUUAGAAUUUGUAUUAAUGGUGUUGAUCCCACUGGUUUUAUUUGCCCUUCUAUUUUUAUCAGUGAUAAUCCUUGUAAUACGCUAUAAAAGAAAAAAAGCCAAACAAGAAACUUCUAGCCGAGGAUCUCAGAGUGCCUUACAGACAUGUGAACUGGGAAGUGAAAACAUCAAAGUCCCCAUUUUUGAGGAGGACACACCCUCUGUUAUGGAAAUCGAGAUGGAAGAGCUUGACAAGUGGAUGAACAGCAUGAAUAAAAAUGCUGACUGUGAAUGUUUACCUACUUUAAAGGAAGAGAAGGAAUCAAACCACAACCCAAGUGACAAUGAAUCCUGAAACUGAAUGGUGCUAAUGUUUUCCAAGAGAAGCGGCCCCGGAGGGAGCUUGCUAGCCUGCCAACAGAGGAUGAAGAGGAUGCAAAUUUAAUUAAUUUCAAAUCAACAUAGACACAAGAACCUUUUGCUGUUUCUUCCAACGCCCACUCUUCCUAAUGAUGGCAUCACCUGUACUUGGAAGAAUGCACAAUUGAGCAGCACUAGGAAGAAGCUUGGCUGCCGUCCAUGCUAGCUGCUGAGGGAGGAGGAACCACAUGGUAUCCACCUCUCAUCAGGGCCUCUUCCCUCCCGUCCACCCGCCUCUCACUGCCUGUACUCACUCUGGCCAUGCUCUCUAGGUCUUACCUUUCUGCUUCACUCCUUGGAGUUUAAAUCAGGAAGCUGUUUUAUAUAUGGCUUACUUCUGGGUCACCUUGUUACCAAAUUAGCUCUGGAUAAUUUCCUCUGAUUAGUCAAGUCCUCUGAUAGGUCAUCUGCGUUCAGCAGGAACUUUCCUCAAGGCGAGUUACAUCAUGGGAGAGACAGAAAACAAAGCGAGUGGUUCACUGUAUACAUCAUCCCAGGGGCUUGGUAAGCUCACCUACCUGCCCAGAAGACAUACAGAGAGAACCUGCCAUCCUGAUGCUGUUUGGUGCCUUGUGGACUCUGAGUUGGCCGGACCCUUUGGGACCUUCUCUGAGGAAUAGGAAUCUUCAGUGAGAGACCAAAGUAAUUUCCUUCUCAGCUAAAAUCACCUACCUGUCUGUUCACAUUUUCCCCAGACCUCAUUCUUGCUCUCAGCACACCUGCCUUGCCUGUGGUAUGUGAAAAGGACAUGUACACAGGAGGAUCAGCUGUCAGCCUUCUUUGUUCUUGAGAUCCUUAAGGUCAUUUGAAACAAACAGAAUAAGAAUAGGAAAUACCCGUGUCUGUGGCAGAUAUCACUCAGUGCACUUUCCUAUCAGGCUGGGACAAGCCUCGUGUCCUCCUCUACACAGCUCUCCAGGAGGCCACAAUCAGUCCAUCAGAGAGGACGAUCUCUGCCAUAUUUGUUGACACCCUUGCCAAGAAGCAGUGGUGCAGAAGGGUCUGCUUAUCAUUCCCAUUCACGUAAAAUCAUUCCUCAUUUAAUCCUUAAUUUUCUACUUUAAAGCAAUCUAGCAAGUUGGGAGUCCUCAGAUCUUCUACAACACCUGAUAUUUUAUUCUAGGAAAGAAGUAAAGAAGGAAAACUUUAUUUAUUUUAUUCUCUACAUAUAAACUGAGGGGAGAUGAGGUUCACCAAACAUUUGCUGCUGAAUCUGGGGUCUUGAGUUUGAAAGGCCGCCUUAAAGCGUAACAAAAACGGCCCCUCUCCCUCCUUUUGGAAUCCCUCUGGCAUGCUCGCCUUCAGGACUUUGCCCAUAAUUUUAAAGACAGAGCUCCAAAGCUGGGGAGAUCUUUCCACACAAAGAAAGAAAACUAUCUGGUUGUGUUUAACCACGACUAUUCUGCUAUCCUGAGACUUCAUACAGCUUUGGCAAAAGACCGUCUUCAUGGUAUAUAAUUUCAACAGAUUUAUGUGUCAUAUUCUCGUUAGUACAUCCUAAUACGGUAUCUUUGUUUUCACUUCUGUUCUGCACAUUCAUAUUCAACUUGUGGUCCACAGUAACUCCCAGAUACUUAUGCCAAAACUGCCAUUUUCUGAAUCAUCGUUUCAGCUUAUUUUGUUAAUUUGUUCUUUCUCAACAUUUUGACUCUCAGAAGACUCUCUGAUUCCUUCUUUUUCUCUCUAGGUAUCCAAGAUUUGGGGGGAACACCGAGGCCUGUCAAUUUUGUCCAAGACCAUCCAAUAAUGCGACUUUAGAAGUUCAGAGAACUAUAAGAGGUCUUGGAAUCUCAUUUUGAUGAAGCAAUAUUUUACGAUACAAUAAAAAUUCUCUCAUUUAGUAUGUAAAAUCAUUUCAAAUUCUAGAAACAAACUUCAGCAUCAUGCCUUUCAAUUUAUCUCUGAAAAAUGUACUAACUUCUGUAAUUGCACAGUAUACAAGCAUUUUAUUAAAGGUUUUUUUUUUUUUUUUCUGGCAAGAUAUAGGAAUCAAAACAGUGAAGGGUCAAUCCUAGCCUCCUGUAUCUAUUAAUUACUGUUCAAUCAAUAGGUGUCAUAUAUUUAUGAUAAUUUUAAGAAUUGUUUUAAACUCAAAGUUAAUUUUAUGCUUCAGAUUAAUGUCUAUAAACAGCUAACUAAUUUUCCCUUAAUUGGGUAGCCAAUCAGAACAAAAUCUGACUUGGGGAUAUUUUAAAGAUAUGUAAGUUUCACUGCAUUUUUGUACAUUUUAAGCAAACCAGGUUAAUAAUGUUGUCGAGUCGAACUUCUCAGGAAACUUGUUUUAAUAAAUAUGUAAGGAUAUCAACCAGCUACUCUUACUGCAAUGAUGUGACUCCUCUUUCUGGCGAGCUCAUUGUUAUCCAGACACAGGCAUAUAGCUGGGAUCAAACUUCAGAGCCAUGGUGGGGUGGGGGAGGGGGGGCAAAUGCCUCUAGCAGUGUAAAUGCAUGCUUUAAAAAUGCUUUUGUCUAUUUUUACAUUUUGAUUGUUUAUCAGUUUGCACGAUGUCUGGAAGGAGGCUCCCAUGAUGAGUAAACAAAAAAUAUAGACUUUAGUUUAAAUUCCCGUCAGAAUUAAUACAAAUUCUGAAUGUACUGGAGUGAUAAGACACAGUUACAUACUAGGAAGACACCGCUGAAAUUCUCAUUGUGGGGAAAACAUUGACAUUUUAGGCUGAAUUAAAUUUACACAUGCUAUGUUUUCACACUUGGAAGAUACUCAGGAUGAAUCUCGGCUUCCAUUUAACAGGGACAACAGGCAGACCAGAGUAGCUUCAUGCACAGAUAACAUUUCUUCAAUCUUAAGUUAACCGGGAGAGUCACGGUAUAAUAGCGUGCAAUGAAAUUAGUCAGAUUGCUUAUUAAUAAUUGUAACUGUGAUUAAUAAUUGCAUCAUCCAAACAAUGAAUCCUAAAUUUGUUUGAGCAAUUUUUUGACAUUACCUUGGCACUCUCCCAUUUGGUUACCAAAGUCUUAUUUUCCUCUUAGUCCUUUUGGGGGUGGCUAUUGGUAGAUACGCAGCAGGUUUUCUUGAUUUCUUUUGGUUUUUGCCCUACUACCUUUUCUCCAAAAAAAUGUCAUAUUCAUAGGAUAGCAAUCCAUUCAGUUAUAUAAAACUUUUUCAAAUCAAUUCCAUAGAUGCUCUAAGCUCUUUUUGAAAUAUUUUAAGAAGUUAAUUUCUUUUUUUUUUAAAGUUUUUUUUAGUUAUAUAUUUGACACAGAGAGAGACAGCGAGAGAGGGAGCACAAGCAGUGGGAGUGAGAGAGGGAGAAGCAGGCUUCCCGCUGAGCAGGGAUCCCGAUGUGGGACUCGGUCCUAGGGUCCAGGGAUCUUGACCUGAAUCCAAAGGCAGAUGGUUAACGACUGAGCCACCAUCUUUAACGUCUUCAGGUGCCCCAAGAAGUUAAAUUUUUAAACCAAAGUACAUCCAAUAACAUGGAGACUUUUAUUUCAGUGCUGUAUAAGUUUAGAAAUACAAAACUGAGCUGUUUAAGACAAGCAAAGGUGACUGGAUUUUCUUCCACUGGACUUCAAGUGUGGAGUGCACAGAUAACCAUAUUCCUCACUUCCCACCACAGCAUCAUCACUGGCCUUUGGUAUUUCAUAAAUAAGUAAUUGGACCUUUUACAAAAAGCACGAUCUUCACAUUUUUCACUUUUUUGGUCUGCAUGGCAAGAAUUAAAUGAAUAACACAUAGAAACUACAAAUAGUAAGAAACAUUUUUUUCAGUGUUAAGAUCAGUGGAAAGUAAUCACCAUAUUACUCUGACUUAGGUAAAGCCCCUGAAAUUAUAUAUAACAUCAAGAACUUAGGAAAACUCUGAGUGUUUAAUAAAUGUCAGCAUCCAGAAAGAGCAGUGAUUAUAGUUUUCCAACAAGUUAAAAAUAAUCUGGUAGAUCGUUGGUAAUUUAGCAUGUACAUGUCUUGUUUUUAAAGUUAAGUGAAAAUAUUGCAAAAAAAAAAAAAAAACCCUACCUUAUUAGACUCUCUCAUUUUUCAAGCAGUAUAAAGUAUUUUCUCAGAAUGUCAGUAAGAUCAACAGAUGUUGUAUUUACCAUUGGGCUUCAAUGUAGAAAUUCUGCCUUGGAAGCUUCAUGUAAGAAAUCAUUAUUGAUUAGAAUUUAUUUGCAAAACUACUGAAGUGGGUUUUUUUUUUUAAGAUUUUAUUUAUUUAUUGUCAGGUAGAGAGAGAACACAAGCAGACAGAGUGCAGGCAGAGGUAGAGAGGGAAGCAGGCUCCUCGUUGAGCAAGGAGCCUGAUUCAGGAUUCGAACCCAGGACCCUGGGAUCACGACCUCAGCCAAAGGCAGCCACUUAACCCACUGAACCAUCCAGGCAUCCCUACAGAUUUUUUGUUUGUUUGUUUGUUUUUCUUUUUGUUUGAUUAUUUUUAGAGAGAGAAGGGAGCAGGGAGGGACAAGAGGAGAGGGAGAGAGAGAAUCCCAAGCAGGCUCCACACCCAGCAUGGAGCCCACCAUGGGGUUUGACCCCCAUGACCCUGAGCUCAUGGCCUGAGCCAAAGUCAAGAGUUGGUGGCUUAACGGACUGAGCCACUCAGGCGCCCUACAACUACUAAAGUUUUAACACUGAUGAAAGGUUUUAGGGUUUUUUUCCCCUUGUCUUGCAUGCUGAGAAUAAUAUAUAUAAUAUUAUUUUUCCCUCAUAGCUUAUGGCUUUAGAAAUGCCAGCUAUACAUUACAUAUGUAUAAAUUGUUCUAUUCUCAGCUGCAUGAUUUUUGAUUAAAAAAAUUAUUAAGUCCAUACCUGUUUGUAUGCUACAUUGCUCAAUCAGCAGUAAUGGAAUUAAAAAGCAUUUCUAAAUUCAGUUGAAAAAUAAAGUGCUAUAAGAUAGGAGUAAAAAAUAUCUUUAACAUUAGUUUCUAUGUAAUUAAUGUAUAUUAACAUUUUAAAUUAAUGUUUAUUUGAAGGUAAGGUAUUUGUUUACUAAAAUGUUGACUGAGGGUAAAGGGGUGAAUUAACAUCUUUUUAAAGGAAAAUUCUUUUAAUUUCUGUGACUAUGAAAAAUAAAAAAUUUUACCUUUGAUA
This is a messenger RNA of Mustela lutreola (European mink), 5837 nucleotides long. RefSeq names its product transmembrane protein 154 (gene TMEM154). Lineage: Eukaryota; Metazoa; Chordata; Mammalia; Carnivora; Mustelidae. The transcript has 8 exons. The record is from RefSeq and is a predicted model, not a curated record. The coding region runs from base 92 to 727 and encodes 211 amino acids.